GCCGCCGAGUGUCAGCGGCCGUGCUGUGAUGGCGGCGGCAGCCGCGGCUCGGGGCGCCGGCGGGGCUGUGCCGCUCCUGACUCGGCGUGGGCCCCGCGCCAUGGGGAGCAGCCGCGGCGGGCGGCUCGCCUGAGGCGGCGGCGGUAACAGCGGAGGGAGGGCGCGGCACUGCCGAGGGAGCCCCGCCGCGGGGGCCGCGACCCGCGCCGCCGGGGAUGCUGCGCUGGGUCCGGCAGCAGCUGGGUUUUGACCCACCGCAUCAAAGCGACACAAGAACUAUUUAUAUAGCAAACCGUUUUCCCCAGCAUGGCCAUUACGUUCCUCAGAAGUUUGCAGACAACAGAAUCAUAUCAUCCAAGUAUACAGUGUGGAAUUUUGUUCCAAAAAACUUAUUUGAGCAGUUCAGAAGAGUAGCCAACUUUUAUUUUCUCAUUAUAUUUUUGGUUCAGCUCAUGAUAGAUACCCCUACCAGUCCUAUUACCAGUGGAUUGCCAUUAUUCUUUGUCAUAACUGUGACAGCCAUAAAGCAGGGCUAUGAGGACUGGCUGCGACAUAAAGCAGACAAUGAAGUCAACGGUGCUCCAGUUUAUGUUGUUCGAAGUGGUGGCCUUGUGAAAACCAGAUCUAAAAACAUUCGGGUGGGAGACAUUGUCAGAGUAGCCAAAGAUGAGACUUUCCCUGUUGAUCUGGUGCUCCUGUCAUCUGACCGAGUGGAUGGUUCAUGCCACGUUACCACUGCAAGUUUGGAUGGAGAGACCAAUCUUAAGACACAUGUUGCAGUCCCAGAAACAGCAGUGCUGCAGUCUGUUGCCAACCUGGACAAACUGGUAGCUGUUAUAGAAUGUCAGCAGCCAGAAGCAGAUCUAUACAGAUUUGUUGGAAGAAUAACUGUAAGUCAACAAGCUGAAGAAAUAGUACGACCUCUUGGGCCUGAAAGUCUCUUACUUCGUGGAGCAAGAUUAAAAAACACUAAAGAAAUAUUUGGUGUUGCUGUGUAUACAGGUAUGGAGACAAAGAUGGCAUUAAAUUACAAGAGUAAAUCUCAGAAACGGUCAGCAGUAGAAAAGUCCAUGAAUUCCUUUUUGAUUAUUUAUCUAAUAAUCCUCCUCUUUGAAGCCAUUCUGAGCACUAUUUUAAAGUAUGCAUGGCAAGCUGAAGAGAAAUGGGAUGAGCCUUGGUAUAAUGAAAAAACAGAGCAUGAAAGAAACAGCAGUAAGAUCCUGAGAUUUAUUUCAGAUUUUCUUGCUUUUCUGGUACUUUACAAUUUUAUCAUACCCAUUUCACUCUAUGUGACUGUUGAGAUGCAGAAAUUUCUUGGAUCUUUUUUUAUUGGCUGGGAUCUUGACCUCUAUCAUGAAGAAACAAACCAGAGAGCACAAGUAAAUACUUCAGACCUCAAUGAGGAAUUGGGACAGGUAGAGUAUGUGUUUACAGACAAAACUGGUACAUUAACUGAAAAUGAGAUGCAGUUUCGGGAGUGCUCUAUUAAUGGCGUAAAGUACCAAGAGGUCAAUGGUAAACUAACUCCAGAGGGAUUUUCUGAAGAUUCUCCAGAUGGAAAUAGGCAUGGUUUGGUGAAAGAGGAAGAGCUCUUCUUGAAAGCAGUUUGUCUGUGUCAUACAGUGCAGAUCAAUGCAGAUCAGACUGAUGGUGCUGAUGGUCCCUGGCAUGCCAAUGGAAUAACAUCCCCCCUGGAAUAUUAUGCUUCUUCCCCAGAUGAGAAGGCUUUGGUGGAAGCUGCGAGCCGGGUUGGAGUAGUAUUUACUGGAAUCAGUGGAGACAGUAUGGAAGUAAAAAGUCUUGGAAAACCAGAGAGGUAUAAAUUGCUUCAUGUUUUGGAGUUUGAUCCGAAUCGCAGACGAAUGAGUGUCAUUGUAGAGAGUCCCUCAGGGGAGAAGCUUUUAUUCACAAAGGGAGCAGAAUCUUCCAUUCUUCCUCGUAGUAAGAGUGGAGAAAUAGAUAAAACAAGGAUACAUGUGGAUGAAUUUGCUUUGAAGGGCCUAAGAACUUUGUGUGUGGCCUACAGAAGAUUCACACCCGAGGAGUACCAAGAAAUUGGCAAACGCCUUCAUGAGGCCAGGACUGCCUUACAGCAGCGGGAAGAGAGAUUAGCAGAUGUGUUCAACUUCAUAGAAAGGGAUCUGGAGUUACUUGGGGCAACAGGAGUAGAAGACAAACUGCAGGAGAAAGUCCAAGAAACUAUAGAAGCCCUCAGGCUGGCUGGUAUCAAAGUGUGGGUGCUCACUGGAGACAAGCACGAAACAGCUGUUAGUGUCAGUUUAUCCUGUGGACACUUUCACAGAACCAUGAACAUCCUUGAGCUUGUGCAGCACAAGUCAGACAGUACCUGUGCAGAACAGCUGAGGCAGCUAGCCAAGAGAAUAAAGGAAGACCAUGUUAUCCAGCAUGGACUGGUUGUGGAUGGGACCAGCCUCUCUCUUGCACUCAGGGAACAUGAAAAACUGUUCAUGGAAGUCUGCAAAAACUGUUCUGCAGUGUUGUGCUGUCGCAUGGCACCCCUUCAGAAAGCAAAGGUGGUUCGACUGUUAAAGACCUCUCCAGAGAAGCCCAUAACAUUAGCGAUCGGAGAUGGUGCUAAUGAUGUGAGCAUGAUCCAGGAGGCACAUGUUGGCAUAGGAAUCAUGGGCAAGGAAGGAAGGCAAGCUGUAAGAAACAGUGACUAUGCAAUAGCACGGUUUAAAUUCCUCUCCAAGUUGCUUUUUGUUCAUGGGCACUUUUACUAUAUUAGAAUAGCAACCCUUGUACAGUACUUUUUUUAUAAGAAUGUGUGCUUUAUUACACCACAAUUUUUAUAUCAGUUCUUCUGUUUGUUUUCACAACAAACGCUCUAUGACAGUGUAUACCUGACUUUGUACAAUAUUUGUUUCACUUCCCUGCCUGUCCUCAUCUACAGUCUUUUUGAGCAGCAUGUGCACCCGCAUGUAUUGCAGAGUAAACCUGUGCUCUACAGAGACAUCAGUAAAAAUGCCCAUCUGGGGUUUAAACCAUUUCUUUACUGGACCAUCUUGGGCUUCUUUCAUGCAUUUGUUUUCUUUUAUGGCUCGUAUCUUCUAAUGGGAGAAGACACUUCUCUGCUGGGAAAUGGCCAGAUAUUGAAACCUAACAGGCAAAUGAUGUUUGGGAACUGGACAUUUGGUACUUUGGUCUUCACCGUUAUGGUUAUAACUGUUACGAUGAAGAUGGCACUAGAAACUCACUUCUGGACAUGGAUAAACCAUUUUGUUACUUGGGGAUCCAUUGUAUUUUAUUUCAUAUUCUCCUUGUUUUAUGGGGGAAUUAUCUGGCCAUUUUUACAUACCCAGGACAUGUACUUUGUAUUUGUUCAACUGUUGUCAAGUGGUUCUGCUUGGUUUGCCAUAAUCCUCAUAGUAGUUGCUUGUUUGUUUAUUGAUGUUGUGAAGAAAGUGCUGUACAGACAUCUGCAACCAACAAGUACUGAAAAAGCUCAGAUGUACUCCAACAGAGUUGCUUUAAGUGACGAGUUCAUCGCACUGCAGCCAUUGUCCAGGGCCAGGAAUCAGCUGAGCAAAAUUAGCUUACUGAGGCAGGUUCAGGUAUCAACUGCUUGGACUCCAUGUGCUGCUUCUCAGAUGGGGAAACAGCAUGCACAUCUAUUAGAAGAAUGCUGGAACGACUAAUGGGAAGGUGUAGCCCAACCCGGGUCAACAGUGUUUGUAAGGUUACCGAAGAAACUUGCAUUUAAACAAUUCAGGAAGGACUUAAGAAUCCAUCCCUCGGCCAAGGUAUAUUUUUCUAUUUGCAGUAAAUCUAAGUCAGUAAUGUCUCAUUGAGAGCAUAGAUGUGGUUUGCUUAAGGACAGAUUUUUUUGGUGUGAAAAAUAUUUUGUGUGGAAGUCACUGGGGUUUUGUGUUGAUAUCACAAAUCUUUUUAAAACGCUCCUAUUCAAGGAAGAAAGACUUGGUGUAUUUCUUUGAUAGCUGAAGUGUAGGAGCCAGUUCACUGUGCCCUGGCCACAGUGCAGAGUCCUUCAUGAGGGAAACUUUAAAAUCCAGCUAAAAUUCAGUGUAAUGCUGGCAUUCACCUCCCAGUGUGAGUGUGAACGGGUGGGGGAGGCUUUGCCAUAGGGAGGAAAAGGUUUAUUAUUUACCUUUUAGCCUUGAAAUCCAUAAAAGCCUGUAGUAGAUGUUUGUAGCUCAAAGCAAGAGUAGUGUGCACUCACUUUACUGUGCAGUGUCCCUGAGGAAGCACCUUCUCCAUGGGAUCAUGUUCUCUGCAGGUCGGUUCUGCCUCUGAGAAAAACAGCAUUUGGUUUUGUUACUUAGGAAAAUUUUAGUUGCCGAACUCAUGCUUUUAAAAGGAUGCAGUGGAAAAAAACCUGAGAUGUUCGGAAUUGGUUCAAAAACUAAAAUGUAAAUAUUCCGUUUAAAAAUACUCUGUAUUUUUUAAGAUUACAGCAGGGAAGGGAGAACAGAAGUUUCAAAGGAAGGAAUGCUGAAAACUUUGGUUUUUCGUUUUCAAAAAGAUUUGAGAAAAGCUUAUGCAACUUAGAAUGCAUAUUAAGCACCUGUAAUUUCUUACAGGAAUAAAAUAUAAUUUUCUAGUGCUAGGUGUCUCAAAGCUGUAGCCUAAAUUAUUUUUCAUAGUUCUGUCUGCUAUUGCUGUACUUCUAAAUAUCUGUGAUUUUGGUGAAAUUCAGUCUUCCAAAGUGCUCAAGCAAAAUGUGCUUUUGAACCGCUUAUUUUGAGGUUUUGGGGUUUUUUGUGUGUGGAAUCCCUAAUGCCUCACCAUUGUCACUGCCCUCACCACUGCUUUUUUACACAGACAGUUACACAGAUGUCACUGCUUAAAGGAGCUGUUCCUAGAGCUGGGCAAACCUUUCACCAGGGCCUCAUUUUAGCCUUUAUCCUGUUCCGAAAUUACUUCCCAGCCAGACUCUCUCCUUUGCAGCUCUGGGCUGGGAUUUUUUUCUGCAGCUGUUUUUAUUGUUGGUUGUUCUGCUCGUUCCUUGCCUCUGUCUGUUCCCAGUGGCACGGUUUGGUCUCUGCUCUGGGGACGCCUCGCUCUGGGGCAGGAGCAGGGCCGGGGAUGCUCUGGCCGCUCCUGCCGCGGGAUGUGCCCGGCUUCUGCUUCCUAUGGGUUUCUCUCUCCCUUCAGCUCAGUGCUGCUCCAAAGGCGUCGGGACUGGCUCAGAGCCGUGUGUGCUGCCACGGCCACCUGCUGCUGCUGCUCCUUCGGGGACCUUGCCGUCACCGCCCGGCUGCGGCUGAGCCCGCUCCGUGUCCCCGCGGGGGGAAGAGCUCUGCGGGACGUGCGGCUCCCGGAGGCACAGGGCGACGCUUGGCUGGAAGAGACCCUGGCGGGCACCUGGGGCUGCAUUCAUCUCUCCUCAGCAGUUUUCAAGGAAAUUACUUCAAACUGCAACAGGUUCUCACCCUUUUUACAUUUUGACAAGAGGAUAAAAGAUGAUCUGUGGAGCAUGCAGUUGAGAAUGGUUAAAAUGAGGCGCAUCUUGCUCCAGGAGGAUCUUAAUUUGUAUCUCAAAGAAUAUAUUUUUACAAUUCCUAGUUGCAGUCCCCAUGACAGAUUGCAGGUUUUAUGCAUACAAAAAUAACAAAUCGUCAUCUAGACUCCUGUUUUUUCACUGAAGAGGAACUGAACUCGCUUCUUUGAAGGAAAAAACUGGAAUGGCUUCAUCUCUACAAGAAGUACCUUUUAAAAGCUGUUGAUCCUUGUUUUUAGACAGAUUAGGGGUGUUGCCCACUGGAAAUGAGCAAUAAGUAAUACAAAGAAUUUUGGACCUCUGACACUGUGGCUGCCUCAUGUUAUUUUUGCUCCUUUGACAGCGAGGCUGUGUGCUUGCUCCUUGUACAGCUUGGUCAGUAGUUGUUUUGAAAAUGGUUUAUGAAAAUUAUAUUUAUUAAAUAAAAUUUUCACUUCUAGCUGA
This is a messenger RNA of Motacilla alba alba, 5926 nucleotides long. RefSeq names its product ATPase phospholipid transporting 11B (putative) (gene ATP11B). The transcript has 32 exons. The record is from RefSeq and is a predicted model, not a curated record. The coding region runs from base 216 to 3659 and encodes 1147 amino acids. Gene Ontology annotation, biological process: phospholipid translocation. Lineage: Eukaryota; Metazoa; Chordata; Aves; Passeriformes; Motacillidae. Gene Ontology annotation, cellular component: trans-Golgi network; plasma membrane; recycling endosome. Gene Ontology annotation, molecular function: ATP hydrolysis activity; magnesium ion binding; ATP binding.